AUGAGCUACACUCCACAGCAAUAGGAAGAAGUUAGAGCAGUCUAUCAAAGGAAUCAGCAACUCGAGAUGCAAGUCAAAGCCUCUCUGAAUGAAGUACAGCAACUAAACCAAAGAUUGCAAAUGCAAGAGCAAGCCUUCAAAUAAUCGCAAUAAUAGUUGAAUCAGCAAUUGCAAAAACUAUCGCAGGAUUUAUCAAUCAAGACUCAGCAAUUAGCCAAUACCGAAUAGCAAUACAAAAGAUAAUUGGAUCAUGCGAAUGAAUAAUUGAAUAUCGUUAAAUAAUAAACUCAAUUGAGAGUAGACUAACUUUCACAGGAAUUGAAACUAAAAUCAACAGCGUGUGACAAAGCAACUAAUGAGUUAUAAGCAGCAAAACAUGAAAUAUUGCUUUUAUAGAAAAAUGCUGAAAAUUUGAAUGUAGUUAAAUCGUAAUAACUUGUAUAACAAGAUGCCAAUGCCAAGAGAGUGAUUGAAGAUUUGAAUGAUAAAUUGAGAGUCUUUUCAGUUCAAUCUCAAAAACAAAUUGAACAAUUACAAUAAGAAUUGGCUAUAAAAAAAUAAGAAAUUGAUCGACUCAGUUAAGAACUCAUUUCUAGAAAGAAUGAAAUCUAUCAACAAUAAUAGAAGAUCGAAGCCAUCAAUAUUGCCAAGAACAAUUAGAUCUCGUAAUUGGAAUCCUUGUCCAAGAAGUAAUUGCAGGAGUACAAUGAUAAACUCAAUCAGUUCCAAUCUCAAGCCUAAAUGAGAAUCGAUUAACUCAACCAAGACAUCAGUAAUAAGACUGCUAUGCUCGAAAAAGCCAAUCAAGAAAUUGCUCAAAAGAAACAAGAGAUCUAAGCAAAUAACAAGCAUUUUGAGUAAGUCAGCAACCAAUACCAAUCGAAGAUUUAAGAGAUGAUGGGCAGAUUGAAUGAGCUUCAAUUACAGGCUGAGAAGGAGUAAAAUCAAUUUGGAAGAACCAAAGAUGAUUUCCAAGUCAAAGUCCAGAAUUUAUCCAGAGACUUGAGUAUUCAAUAGCAACAAAGCAAUUAAUUUGCGUAGUCCAUGCAAAAGGAAAACUAGCAAUUAAAACAAGAAAUCAUCAAUUUACAAUAGCAAAUAGCUUAAAAGCAUUAGCAAUAUAGCGAGUAGAAAUCUUAAGCUGAUGCGUAGAUCAACAAGUUGAAUAUAGAAAUCAGUAAGUUAAAGACUGACUUGACUGUUAAACAACAAUAACUAGAAUCAAGUGAGCAGCAAUUCAAUCAAUAUAAGAUGACAACAACUAAAUAGAUUGACUCUAUGAUUCAAUAAUUCGAGUAGAGAUAAACUGAAAUUCAUUAGGAUAACGAAGCCUAAUCUAACAGAUUGCUUGUUCAAAAUAAAUAAAUGCUUGAGAAAACGGUUGAGGAACACAAGAAACAAAUUGAAUAGUUGGAUAGGUUUUGGAAUGACAAGUACAGAUAGUUGAGUGAAUAAGGAGGGUAGGACUAAUAGAGGAUUACUUAACAGUAUUUGACCAUUAUUGCUGAGAAUGAGAGAAAGUUUUAGAAUUUAUUUAAGAAUCAGGAAUAAUCAUAUUUGUCUUAAUUGGAAGCAUAAGAAUAGCAUUUUGAAAUGCAAAUUAAUCAACUGUCAAAUCAAUUGAAGUAGGUUAGUGGAGAGAAGGAGUCCUUGCAUACGCAAUUGGUCACUGCUUAGGCCUAAUUGAGAGAUUUCGAUUAGAAGGUGAGAGAAUUGCAUUACCAUGGGUAGACGAAAUCAGAGUAGGCUUACUUGUAGAUAAAUGGAUUGCAAAGUAGUAAGGAAGGUAAUGAUUAUAAGUUAUUAUUAAAUAGAGUUGUUCGCAUUCAUAAAGGAGAAACAGAUUGAGUAUGAUGCGAAGGUAUUUGAACUGCAACAAUAAAUGUAAAGUUUAGCUGGUAAUAAGGAAGCAGUAGAGAAGGAACUGAGUUUGGAGAAAGUGGCUAAGGAUGGCUUAAGAAAGGAGAUUUUGCAGAUCACAAAUUAACAGAAGAUGAAGGAUAUGGAAAUCAGAAAUGAAAUUUCUUUGAAGAAUUCAGAAAUCAUUAAAUUAAAUAAAGAAGUAGAGAGAUUGGAUGCACUAUUCAAACAAGCCACUCUGGAAUUAAGAAGGAUCAAUGAGUAGAAUGAAGAUUUAAGGUUGAUUGAUGACUUCCAAUUAAAGGAGAAGGAUUUGGAGAUAUCCAAAUCUAAGUAAAUAGAAAUAGAACUAAAGAAUAGAAUCUAAUAAUUGCAAAAGUAACUAUCAAAUUAGGAAUGGUAAUUAUCAUAGGAGAAUAUUAAAUUGAAAUAAUAAGUCAAAGAUCUCAAUAAUGAUGUUAGUAUAUUGAACACAAGAGUCAAUAUGUUGAAAACUCAGAAUAAGGAUGAGUCAGAGAGAUUCCAAGAAUUGUUAUAGUCUCACGAUGUUGAAUUGUAGAGUUGGGCAGACAGAUACAAGGAUCAGUCAUAACAAGUGGAAACUAUGGCAUAAUAACUAUUUGCAGCUCAACAACAGAACAAGUAUAAGGAAUAACUCAUCUUCGAAUAUGAUAAGUUGAAGCAAGAAUUUGAUUUGCUCAAUAGAUAAUACUAAUCAUUGCAGGAGAAUAGUUUGAGGAAUAGCAAUAUUAAGGAAAAUGCCAAGAAUGUAGAAAUGUAGUAAUUGCAAGAACAUUACGAAUAAUAGGUGAUAUAACUGCAAAAGGAAAUUGAUUUUUUGAGAGAAAACAAGGUCAAUCUAAGAUAAGAUGCUUCAGUAAUUGACUUUAGUGUGCAGAUUACUGCAUUAAAUGAUCAAUUAGUGAAGAAGAACAAUGAAAUCACAAGUAUCAGAAUGUAAGCGAAUAGGACAAUCAUGGAAAAGGAUAAUCAAAUAAUCUUAUUGCAAGAACAAUUAGAGCAAUUGAUAUCAAAGGUUGAUAUUAUUGAAAACAACCAAAACGAUCAGGCUGAGGCUAUUGAAAAGGCAGAGAACUUGGAAUUGAUUAUGAAUGAAAAAGAUAAGUUUAUUGUUUAAUUAAAGGAAGAACUUCAGAAUUGUAAAGAUUAGAUCCUGGAAUUGGAAGAACAAUUGAAAAUUAGACAAAAUUCAUUGGAUAUGAUACAAUAAUAAGCGUCCUUAAUUUCAGAACUUAAAUCUUAAGUAGAGAAGAGACAAAUUGAAAAUCAAACUGGCGUAUAACCAAAACCAGUUCAAUAGUGUUUUACCAAAAGUAUAAGAAGUUCAACUCAUAGGAUGAGUGGGAAGAAAAGUCAAACUAUUGAAGAGUCUCAAAAGGAAAUCAUUUCUUAUGUAUAAAAAGUAACUGAUGUCUCAUUCAAGUAACAAUCAAAUCAACAAAUUAUUUCAAUUGUGAAUCCUCAAAUAAGUGAAACUAAAUAGAUAUUGAGACAAUCAUAAGAGGAAUUAUAGCAAAGAAAUCUACUAAAUUAAUCCAUUAUGGUCUUGUAGUAAGAAUUAAAGUAAGUUAAAUUAAACUUAUCAAAUGAAUAAUAAGCCUCAAGUCAAUUAAGAUUUGAAUUAUCUUAAGCCAAUGCCAAAAUUGAGUAAUUGUAACUUGAACAGUCCUAACUCAAAAAUAAAUCACAAUAAAAUGGUAUUUGUAUUUCACUUACUAUUUUCUAGAUUCUUCCAAUACUGAUCGACUAAAUACAAUGAGUAUGAAAACUUAUGAGUCCAACAUGCAAAGUUUAAAAUCUGAAAAGCAAGACUUGUAAUAAAAAUUAAUUGAGUAAGAAUAAUAAUUUACUACUUUCUCAUCCAGAAUAAAUGAACUUUAGAAUGAAAUCAAAAAGUAGAAAGAAUAAAUUCAAUAAUUGAAUGAUUCAGAAAAUCAAAAAGAAAAUUAGAUCUUUGAAUUGAAAAGCAUCGUUGAUCGAUUGUAAAAUAAUCUAAAAUCUGAAUAAUCGAUUGUCAGGCAAAAGCAAUCUGAAGUGAAAUAGAUUACUUAUCAACAAGAAUAAAUCUAGUAGAUGCUCUAAUAGGAGUAUUAGGAGAUAAAGAAAAACAAUAAUGAAUUAUCCUAAUAGAAAUUGAAAUUGGAGUUAGAGAUCUAAGAACUAAAAUCCCAGUUGCAAUAAUCACAAGUUAACUAAUAACUUUAUGAGAAUAAAAUUACCAAAUUGAACUCAGAGAUACUCUAAGUUAGGGAGAAACUGGUGAAAUUUGAAUAAAAAACAAUUUAAAUUGAGUAGACUAAGACUUAAAGCAGUUAAAAUAGUGACUAAUUAUAAUCGCAAUUUUAACAGCAAAUACAAGAGUUAACAAACAAACUAGAAAGGUAGUAAUAAUUAAGUAAUUUAAAUCAAUAGGAGCUAAACAAUCAAUUAUAGAUUCUUAAUGAAUAAUAUUAAGAUACCAUUUUCAAGUUUGAGAACAGUUAGGAAUAGGUUAAGUUUUUAUAAAAUAGUCUUGCACAAUAAAAGUAACAAUAUCUGAAUGAUAUGAAUGAAAAUGCUUAGAUUAUUUCAAUAACAAAUCAAGAAAAUUAAAAUCUUAAAAUAUAGAUUGACCACUUAAAUCAACAAUUGAGUGCAUACAAGGAAUCUAAUACAAAUGUUCAGAAAUGGCAGAGUCAAGUAGAUUAGUUGCAAAAACAAUUGCGUGAAGAUAAACUACAAUAACAAGAGUAAAUUAUUAUCAUUAUCAUACAAGUUUGAAUAACCAAUUGCAAAAUUAAUUGUUUUAGUUCCAAUAAUCCAAACGUGAAUGGCAAGACCUAAUAUAGAGGUUGCAGGAAGAUAACAAUCAGUUACAAUCAAAUCUCAACAGAAUCUUAACAGCCAGAUCAGACAAGGAGUAGAUAGAAAACUAGACACACUAAUAAAACCAAAACAUUUAGAUAACAACCAAUACUAUUAAGACUUAGUUCAUGAGUAACACAUCAGGCAUGUCAUCAGAGAAAAUAUUAAUUGAAUUACAAAUAGCUUAAGAAGAAAAUGUCAAAUUGAUUAGUUAAUUGUAAGUGCUUCAGUUGAACAACAAAUAGUUAAAUAAAGAGAUAUAAGAUUUCGAUGAAAAGCAAAGGCAAUUAGAAAAUAGAUACAAGGAAUAAUACUCGAGAAUUCAAUUAGAACAUGACCUUUCAUUUAAAAGGAUUGAAUAGGAAAAUGUGAAACUAAUUAGCUAAGUUGAGGUGUAUUAGAAAAAGUAAUAACAAUAAGAAAUUCUAAUUGACGAUUACAUAGCAUAGGUUGAAAAGUUAAAUAUCAUCAACAAUCAACUAUAAUCGUAGUUAUUAUUGGUGUAAAAGGACAACUCCAAUUUUUACAAGGACUAAGAUAAAUAGAUCUAUAGGUUAAGUGAAAUCAAUUAACAAUUAUUAACUUAAAUAACAUAAUUAAAUAAUUAAAAGAAUACAGAUCAAUUACAAAUUAAAGAUUUGAUAGUUAUUAAGUAGACUUUGGAUGAAUAAUUGAGUUAACAUUCAGAGGAAAUAAUAUCUUUGAAUGAGAGACUUAAAGAUCUAUCUGAUUAAAACACCUAAUUAACUCAUAUGAAUUCAGGAUAUCUAAGUUAGAUAACUGGAUUGUAAGCUUAGAUCUCUGAGAUGUAAAUUAAAUUCUCUCAGAAUAUCUAUGAAAACAAACCAAGAUUCAGUGAUCAAUAACCAAGAUAGUCCACUUCUAGCAAUAGUAGGUAAAUUGAAGAAUUAAAUAACAAGAUUAUUAGUUUAAACAAUUAAGUCAAUAUUUUGAAUUAAUAAAAGUCUUAAAUUUAAUAAGAAUUGAUUUCAGUAAGAAAACAGUUACAAAAUGAGUAAGAUGACAAAUUUUCAUAGCAAUCUCGAUAAAACAGAUCAAAUCAAUAUAAAAUAGCAAGUGAAAUGGAGGAAAGAAUUAGGUAAUUGUAGCAAUAAUUGGAAGAGGAGAAACUAGGAAAAUAUUCGAAUAAUAGUGAAAUUGAAUUGAAAAACAAAUAAAUCAUGAUUUUAGAAUAGAACAAUAAAAAAUUAUAAUAAUAGUUGGAAUAAUUGAAUCAAUAGAUUGAAGAGGAGAAAUCUCUACUUUAUAAGGAGAUUGAUUAGUUGUCUGAGUAGAAUAAACGAACAAAACAAUUGAGGACUUCUGAGUAUGAUAUUGAAUUCAGAAACUCAGUUAAAUAAAGCGAAAGUCUUAAGUAGGAAUUAUUGUAAGCCAAUCAAAUCAUUAAGAAGUAGUAGAGUCGUAUCACAACUUUGGAGGAUUAAAUUACGAAAUAAAAUAAUGGAUCCCUAGAAAUGGAUAGAUAAAAUAGGUUUAUUCUAGAGUUAGAGGAGAAGCUUAAAGGAAAUCAACGUAAAUAUGAGAUUGAAAUUAAGGAACUUAAAAAUGAUAAGCAAUCUCUCAAUUAAUAGUUAGAAAAGGUUCAAUAUGAAUUAUAAGAAAUUAAAUCUAAAUAUCAUGUUGAAUUAGAAAAAACAGAAUAAAAGUUAUAGAAAGAAAAUCAGCGAUUCUCUUUGUAAUUAAAUGAUAAAGCAGCUUAUUUGAGUCAAUUAGAGGUGAAAAAUAGAUAGUUGAAAGAAGAAAUUCUGAAUUAAUAAGAAAGAUACGAUGACAAAUUAAGAUAGGCUAAUGAGAGAAUCAAAGAAGUAACUGAGGAUUUAGAGAUAAUGAUUGAUAAUUAUAAGAAGGAAAAGCAAGUAUUUAAUAUAAAAAAAUAAUUUAGUUAAGUUAGUAAUGGGAGAAAUAGAAUGAAGAUCUACGUAGACAAUUGCAAUCGUCAGUUGAUGAUGUUAAGAUUAAGACUGAAAGAUUGAGUGUGGAAAAAUAUGAAAGGAUGUCCUUAGAUAGUAGAAAAUAGAUUGAACAAGUUUAAUAAUAAUUAAAUAAUGAGAUAAAUGGAUUGAAAUAAGAUAUUAGAUUAAAAAACGAGUAAAUCAAUUAGUUAAAAUCUACUAAUUAAUCUCUUUAAUAGAAAUUGACUAAAUUUGAAACAUAUAUUCGGGAUUUGGAAGAUUAAUUGUAAUAGUUUUCAAAUAAAGAAGAGUAAUUAUUGAGAGAGUUGAACUAAUCAAAAAAUUAAUCUUUAGCAGAUUCCUUAAAUGUGAAAGUAAUGGCAUUAGAAAACAAUUUAGUUAAAGCAUAAUAAAGAGAAGAAUAAUUAUUACAAAAAAUAAGAUAAUUAGAAAAUUAAUAAAAUUCAUUUCGAAAUAAUUCUGAUUAUAGAAGUUUAGAGAUCAAAAACAAUAAUAUGUUUGAGGAAAUCUAGAUUUUAGUUUAGACAAUCAAAAGCCAAGAUCAAGAGAUUGCUAAAUUGAAAAAUGAACUAACUUCCUAUCAAAGAGAAGUGUCAUUUAUGAAAGAGGUUGUUAAAGAAGACACUAGUAGAUUAGAGACAUCUUCAGUUUUAGAUGAUAAAAACAGAAGAAUAGUGGAAUUAGAGAAUAAGUGUGCAUUACUUGCUAAUGAGAACACUAGACUCAAUUAACUAAAAGUAUUAUAUUUGCAAUAAUUAUUAGGUGAAAUAGGUUGAUGAAUGGAAAGUAAAAUACGAUAAAUUACAAUAAGAAUUGGAGAAAAGUUUAAAUAUGAAAGGUUGGGAUGAUCAAUCAAGAAAUAUUGUAAUGUCUAGCAAUUUUGGAUACUUAUCAAAUGUUAAAUGA
Molecule: messenger RNA, 7565 nt
Organism: Paramecium octaurelia
Lineage: Eukaryota; Ciliophora; Oligohymenophorea; Peniculida; Parameciidae
Source: the annotation of a GenBank genome assembly